Folsomia candida is the source of this 1269-nucleotide messenger RNA. RefSeq lists its product as uncharacterized. Gene Ontology annotation, molecular function: protein binding. The record is from RefSeq and is a predicted model, not a curated record. The transcript has 2 exons. Lineage: Eukaryota; Metazoa; Arthropoda; Collembola; Entomobryomorpha; Isotomidae. The coding region runs from base 104 to 1093 and encodes 329 amino acids.
CCAUAUGAACCAGAUUCGACCUCAAUUUCAAUCAUUGCCGUCUUCCCCCCUUGACUGUUAACAUUGAAAUUUUUCGUCCUCAUUGUGACACCUUUUUUAAACCAUGUCGCUUAAAAAACUACUGGCUGUGGCGCUCAUUCUCCAAUUUUUCCUCCCGUCCUCCUACUCUCAACUAGUCGCUGUAGAAUGUCAAGCUUUCUUCCCCUCCGGGGGGAGAUACGGCAACAUCGGAAUUUACGACGGCUCUGAUUCGAUCUACAUAGCCGGUGCGAUACCGUACAGUCUUGGCUACGACAUAUUCAAGUACUCGAUUGCGUCGGAUGAGAUCAAAGUUGUCAAACAACUUCCCUCAAACCGAGCUUUUCUAACAAUGUCAAUCGACACCUCUGGAAGCAUUUACUUUCACGGGGGCAUGGUAAACAGCCAAUAUGGGACCAACAAUAUCUACAAAUUCAUCCCCGGAAAUAUUAACCCCGUCCGAGCAAUUGGAGUCAUCCCGUGGGACAAUUACGGGUCAAUCGCAUUUCCAAAAUGGGAUGACCCAAAUUUAAUUUACAUCAUGGGUGGAGCACUUUAUCCCGAAGUGAUUGUUGCCUUUAACCAAACUAACUCAACUUCUGAACGAGUUGGACUUCUACCUUCGGAGUAUAGGUUGCAGACCGGAGUAUCGGAUGGGGCUGGGAGUGUAUAUUUAUUCGUAGUGGGGGAAGGAACCACAUCAGUUCUCAAGUUUAAUAUGACUUCGCUACAAAUUGAGGAACAAGUUUCAAUCAUGGAAGGAUUUUCAUUUACUGGAACCCCGUCUUCAAUCUGGGAUGGAAAGCAAGCAUGGAUUAUUGGAGGUUAUGGCAACUGGACGACGGGACCCCGACCCGAUGCAAUCCUUAAAUUCGAUCCAGUAACAAUGCAAAGUGAAAUGGUUGGGGUUGAAGGUUUUCCUGCAAGUGAGGAAAAUAAGACAUAUCUCUCAGUUACGAAUGCCAUCUGGGUUGAGGGUAUGAAGAGGAUCUACUUUUUUGGAGGGUACACCCGCGACACUCCAGGAGGCGAUCAGACACUUCAUGAUAAAAUUUGGUAUAUUCAGCUACCCUGAAAAGAGUGCCCAGACAGUUAGAUUUAGUGAAAUCGUAAAUUUGGAAUUGAAUACAUAAACAAAAUUAAAUACGAAUUAUUCCAAGCGUUGUCGUUAUAAAUAAGCAAACCAUUGUGUUAGUCUAAAACAGGCAUAACUAAAAAUAAAGAUAUUGCACGAAUCAGCAUGUUGCUCCG